Tetrapisispora phaffii CBS 4417 is the source of this 1059-nucleotide messenger RNA. It is a transcript of the gene PDS1, whose product is annotated as securin. The transcript has a single exon. The record is from RefSeq and is a predicted model, not a curated record. The coding region runs from base 1 to 1059 and encodes 352 amino acids. Gene Ontology annotation, biological process: chromosome organization. NCBI's taxonomy places the organism in Eukaryota, Fungi, Ascomycota, Saccharomycetes, Saccharomycetales, Saccharomycetaceae. Gene Ontology annotation, cellular component: nucleus; cytoplasm.
AUGCCAAAUAGAGACACCCUCAAUGUUAAUUCUGAUAAGGAAAAUGAUAUAGCUUAUAAGAACAAUGAUCCGCUAUUUGUGAAGGAUGCUAUUUCGAAUAGGACUGUUCCGCAGACACCAAUGGAUAAAUUAUUGAAGCGAACUCAUUCAAAGACAUUGAGCACUGCUGUGUUUAAGGACGCACAACAAUCGAAAGAAAAUAAUAAUAAUAACAUAAAACUAAAUAGGUUACCUUUGGCUUCAAAAGAUAAUAAUAAUAGCCGUAGAUCAAAUAGUUUCAUACUGCAGAAUAAUAAAUUGGUCCUAAAUAAACAACUCUCUCUUCUCAAUAAUAAUCAAACUAGUAAUAAAUUAAGAAAGUAUGGCAGCAUACUAGGUGUAAAUAAUAACGGUAAUAAUACAAACAAAACUUUGAACCCUGUUAAAAGUUUAAUCUUGAAGGAUAUUCCUGACAAUGGAAAUGAGAAUGACGACGACGACGACGACGACGACGACAAUAUAAUAACUUUGAAUUUAAAGAAUGCACUACAAUCGAAAAAGGAACCAUUACUAAACCAAUUGAAGAAUGCUAAAAAAAAUAGUUAUUCUGAUAGUGAAGAAGAGGAGAUAGGGUUGUUUGGAAAAGGUAAUGGUUUGCAGAAACUUAUUAGUCAGUCAAUGAAUCAUAAAACUAAAAUAGAAGCAGAAAUUAUACCGGAAAUAGAAACGAAAUCAGCUGCAUACCCAGACCUUUCAUAUAGUCCAGAAGGUUAUAUACCGUUUAAUAACGAAGACAUCAAAAAACUAAACACAUUUAAGUCACCAUAUUCUAAUUUAAAUGUUAAUGAUAGUUUAUUAGCAGAUCAUAAUAAUAAUAAUAAUUCUGGGCUCCUCGAAUUAGAAAACGUGGGGAGCUCCGAUGAUGAUGAUGAUAACAAUCUAUUAAAUAUUAGUAAUAUUCAAGAUGGGAGAGGCUCGAGACAGACAAACGACAAUGAAACAUUCAUUGAUUUCGAAAUACAGCCAUCGUAUAACGAUGGUCUGGAUGCAAAUGAACUUGAAAAUUUAUUAGAUAUAUAA